This is a messenger RNA of Populus trichocarpa (black cottonwood), 3426 nucleotides long. Its product is annotated as formin-like protein 3. Lineage: Eukaryota; Viridiplantae; Streptophyta; Magnoliopsida; Malpighiales; Salicaceae. The record is from RefSeq and is a predicted model, not a curated record. Gene Ontology annotation, biological process: actin nucleation; actin cytoskeleton organization. The transcript has 6 exons. Gene Ontology annotation, molecular function: actin filament binding. Bases 461 to 3103 code for a protein of 880 amino acids.
UAAAUCCUUAAGAAAAUAAUCAACAAAAACCUAUUCUAUAAUCUUUCAUGUUUUUUUUUUCCCUUUCUUUUCACAAUUUCUUAGGAUCCAAAACCAUUAAUUCCAUCUUCCACAUCCAUUUUUGUUACCUUCAUGUUAUUGUGGCACUUCAGUUGCUUUUAACACAACAUUUGCCUACCUUCGACAUCGAGUUUUGACACAAACGUUGCUGCUGCUUCUGUUCUAAUCUGAUUUGAGAAAUUAAGAUUGAUAAACACCAUAUAGUUACAGGGAUAUUUUCGAAGUUGAUGCAGAAAAGAUUUUUUGGGAGAUAAAAAAGAUAUAGCAAUCUGCUUUCCGCUGGGUGGCAUAUAUGCUAUAUAUAGAAGAACAAAAUCUCAUGUUUUCUGCCUUUGGGUUGCAUUAGUAUCCGAUGUAAUGAAAAGGGUAAUAUGUGAAUGGAGUGUUGAUUUGAGAGGAAAUGGAAUUGAGAAGACUGAGAGCAGGUUAUGCAAUUGUUUAUGUCAUUCUUCUUUGUACAUUGGCAAUGGGGAGUAUAGAGGGCAAAAGGAGAGCAGAUAUGCUUUUUGGCAAUUGUGAUCCUGAGCUAAAGGAAAAAAUGGAAGAACAAGCAUGGAUUCAUUGCUGGAAGGAAUUGGUAGAUAGGAAUGGCUCUUUCGAAGAUUUCGAUUUAGAUAUGCUGCAGGAAGCUAAUUUUGAGUUGAAAUCAAGAUUGCUCACAAAAGAAAACAUUGAUAAAUCCUUAAGUGUUCUAUCACCGAAAAUGAAACAAGAACUUCUGGAUUAUUGUCUAAGAGAGAAAAAUCUUCACUUUUCUUACCAUGACGAUAGUUCUAGACAUUCUUUCAUCAAGUGUGUUAAGUUUCUUUUAGAUUUGUGUAAUAGUCACAGAGGAUAUCUAGCUAGCAACACUCAUCAACAUACAAAACCAAGCCUUACUCCAUCAGCGCCUGCAGCAGCAUCCCCAGGUUAUGGUUCAGCACCAUUCAAUCUAGCAGCUGUCAGCUCUUCAUCUCCAAGGAGAUUGACCCUUUCGUUCUUUGAAAAGAAAUUGUAUCGCCUACAAGAUAUGAGUGACUCACCUCCUCCUCCAUCACCAGGAAAACAUUCUCCACCCAGUUCACGAUUUCAUAAACAAGUUCCUCCACCACCAGUGCAUAAGGGCGUUGAUCAGAAUCUUAUUGUUGCUGUUGCUGCAACUGCAGCAGGAACAUUUUGUUUUGUUGCGACGCUCUUCAUUUGCUGGUGCUGUUGUAGGGGUAGUAGCAACAAAAUUGGUCCUGGAGGUGGAAAAAGAGAUGAGAGGCCUCUUCUGCACUUCAAUCUGUCUAAUACUACUUCUCAAAGUUCUUUUAGCUUAGGAAAUUCCAGUUCCAAAGAUCACAGUUCUAAUAGUGGAAACACUACGUUCCAAAGCGAUUUGUCAACGAAAUAUGGAAAUCAUGAUUCCUCUCUGGCAGACGCACCAUCAGUAGAAGCUCAUGCAGGAGAAGCACUUCCUCCUCUAAAACCUCCUCCUGGAAGAACUCCUGCUCCUCCACCUCCUAGACCGCCGCCACCACCACCACCUCCGGUUGCUGCUCCUCGUCCCCCGGUGCCUCCAAAAGUUGGUCGCGCUCCACCAGUUCCUCCUUCUAAAGGCAAGUUGAAGCCUUCCCCCCUUGGACCACAUCGUGAGAAUCCCAGCGAGGGAGAUGAUCUUGAUAGUGAAGAAGCUCCAAAAGCCAAGUUAAAGCCAUUCUUUUGGGAUAAGGUUGUGGCCAACCCUGAUCACUCAAUGGUUUGGGAUGAGAUCAGUUCCGGUUCAUUCCAGUUCAGUGAGGAGAUGAUAGAGUCAUUAUUUGGUUAUCAUUCUGUGGAUAACAAUAAAAAUGAUCGCAAGAGAGAUCCAUCUGAACCUUCAAUCCAGUAUAUUCAGAUCAUCAACCCAAGGAAAGCACAAAAUCUAUCCAUUCUGCUACGAGCACUGAAUGUGACUACCGAAGAAGUCCUUAAUGCUUUGCAAGAAGGUAAUGAGCUACCAGUGGAGCUCCUUCAGACAUUGCUGAAGAUGGCACCGACAUCAGAAGAGGAGUUGAAGCUUAGGUUAUAUGCUGGUGACAUCUCUCAGCUAGGUCCUGCAGAGCGUUUCCUCAAAGUCUUGGUAGAAAUACCGUUUGCUUUCAGACGAAUAGAGGCAUUAAUAUUCAUGAGUGCUCUACGGGAAGAAGUUUCAGGCCUUAAAGAGUCCUUUGCAACUCUUGAGGUGGCUUGCAACAAACUCAGAAACAGCAGGCUAUUUCUGAAACUCCUAGAGGCAGUUCUUAAAACUGGUAACCGAAUGAAUGAUGGUACAUACCGCGGUGGAGCACAGGCAUUCAAACUUGACACGCUCUUGAAACUUUCUGAUGUCAAGGGAAUAGAUGGAAAAACUACACUCUUGCACUUUGUCGUUCAGGAGAUCAUUCGUUCUGAAGGCAUUCGUGCUGUCCGCACAGCAAGACCCAGCCUGAGCUUCUCCAGUGUGAAGUCAGAUGAAUAUAUUGACAAUGCUAACCCAGCAUCAGCAGAGCACUACCGAAACCUUGGUCUUCUAGUGGUAUCAGGUUUAAGCACUGAACUUGAAGAUGUAAGAAAGGCAGCGAUCAUAGACGCUAAUAUUCUAACAUCUACAGUGUCGAAACUUAACCAAUCAUUAACAAAAACUAAGGCUUUCCUAGACUCUGACUUGAAGAGUUUGGGAGAAGACGGUGAGUUCUAUCAUGCAUUGGCUAGCUUUUUGGAGCGUGCAGAGUCUGAAAUGUCAAGCAUGUCAGAAGAAGAAAAGAGGAUAACGGCUCUGGUGAAGAGCACAGCAGACUAUUUUCAUGGGAAUGCAGGAAUGGAUGAAGGUUUGCGUUUGUUUACAAUUGUACGAGAUUUCUUGAUAAUGAUAGAUAAGACAUGUAGAGAGGUAAGAGAUGACAGAUCAAAGAGGCCAAUUACGACAGCCAAAAAAGAGGUUCGGGAAGUGACAGCAACAAACAGUCAGAAACAUGAAAAUGCAAUUCAGAAACUGUUUCCAGCAAUUGUCGGAAGGCGAACUGAUGAUUCCAGUUCAGAUGAUGAGAGCACAUCUCCUUAGCCUUUUAAGCUUCUAUUGUCUCUAGACUUAUUCAGGUGGCUUGGAAUCUUCGAAGGCACGACAGACUGGAUUAUGCAUAGUUCGCAGAAAUCUUCCCUACCUCUGUCUAGUCUGCAGCAGCACACGACCUUGAUUUUCCUCUUCAAAUGUUUUCUGAAAGACUGUUAUAACCUGAAGAAAGUUUUUGAUCAUAUAGAUAGAAAGAGGAUUGAUUCCGAAUUUGUCUCGGAAGGCACAGCAUUUCUUUUGUACAGCUGAUGCAGUAUUACUGUAGUUAAGGACUUGUUUCUGUGAAUUCUAUGCAUUCAAUCCAUAGUUUUUCA